Molecule: messenger RNA, 478 nt
Organism: Prorocentrum cordatum
Lineage: Eukaryota; Dinophyceae; Prorocentrales; Prorocentraceae
Source: the annotation of a GenBank genome assembly
GCGGGACCGGCCCGCAGGAGCACCACAAGUCCAUCGUGCAGAAUCCGGGGGCCACUCACCCGGGGGAGUGGCUGCGCCUCAAGGACGGCCUCCUCCACAACGAUGCCACCGUGCGAUACGAGUCGGGCCGCCUCUACGCGCUGAUCUGCAAGCUGCACCUGAGGUGCCUCGGCGACGACGCCGCGCAGAUGCCCGCGCGGGCCGCCUGGGUCGCAGCGCUGCCCAAGGAGGUGAAGGGUAAGACGCUGGCGCAGAUGAAGAGAUUCCUGAAGCUGCCAGAGGAAGAGGAGGCACGAUCCGUGCCCUCGGCCGUGCCGCUCGCGUCCAGCGGCCACGGCGGCCUCGCCCGGGCGUGGCAGGUGCCCGCCGCGUUCUGCGCCUGGGUGGGCUGCGGCGCCGAGGCGCUGGCGCCGCUGGCCUUCCCCGCCCGAGGUGACGAGAAGGCGGUCAUUGCCGCGAUGCGACUGAUCGGGAAGGC